UAUAGUUAUAUUUGAUGGCUCACGCUAUAUGCAGUGUGAGAACAAAAACAAAUCUCUUAUGAGAACCAGACUGAAACAAAUAAGUGCACCCCUUCUAAUAACUAUACCUUGAGAACACGGGAUUUGUGCCUUUAUUGCUUUACAAAAAAAGUGAUAAGCACCGAGUUUGUACCCCAUCUGUGGAAACCACCACACAAGUCUUCUGAACCCUUAUCAGGCCAGCGUUUUUAUAACUAAACUGACCUGAUUGACCCUUCCCUGUCAAAGCAUGUGCGUCACAAUGUAGAGGACUUCCACAGAACUAAGAAGUGAACUUUGAAACAUGGAAAACAAGGUUUAUUGUGUGUUGAACAGUUAAGCAGUUGAUUCUAAGUAAAGAGUGGCUUACUGGGAAGAAGGAUUCAGAAUGGGCUGAAACAUUUGAAGAAUGGCAGUGAGCACUGAGACACCAUAUGACAACCCAGAGGCUGGUUCUCUGAUGGGACUCGUGCUGCUGGGUCGAAGACACGCUGGUAAGAGCUCAUUGGGAGACCUCAUCCUCGGACGCAGCGAGUUUGAGCCUGGGAAGAAGACGGCACGGUGUGUGAGGAGAUUUGGCUGGGUGUAUGGCGUGAGGCUUGCUGUAGUAGAUACUCCAGGAUGGAGUCUCUUUGGUUUGGCUGAUGCCAAACUAGUGAAACAGGAGAUCCUGCACAGUGUGAUGUUGGGCCCUCCCGGAUAUCUCAUAUUUCUCCUUGUUAUCCCAGUGGACUCUUUCAGAAAGUGGGACAGAAGUGCUAUGGAGAAAUAUCUGGGUGUUCUUGGGGACACGGUGUGGUCACGCACUCUGGUGCUCUUCACGUGGGGCGAUGAGUUAAGAGGCAGCACUAUUGAAAAGCACAUUCAAAAGAUUGGUGAACCUCUGCAGGAGAUCCUGAGGAAGUGUGGCCACCGGUACCAUGUUGUGAAUAAUAAAUGUCCAGAAGACUUUAAUCAGGUCACUGAGCUGCUUAACGUUUUAAAGCAAAUGUGUGCCAGGACUGGUUGAACAUUGAAUGGACCUGUGUUUAGGCCUAUAUGUAAAUGUAAUAUUUGCGAUUGUGUGUUGAGGCAAUUCAUUGUAAUUAGCAUUUGUAUUUAAAUAAAAAAAAUAGCUAUGUUUUAUUUUAGUGAUAACUGUCCCACUGGCUGUGGUGUUUUUUUUUUUUUCUUUCUUUCAUUUCUAAACACGGACUUCAUUAGAGACAAAGACAAACCUUUGCUGAAAAAUGCACAAAACAGUCUUCCAUAUAUAAUGUGAUUUUAAUGGCAAAUGUAUGUUAGUGGUGCUCUGUGGCCUGGCAGGAUUCAUAAAGGCUGGAUUAGCCUCUUAAUUGACCUUUUGCUGGUAGUUUGAUUGACAGGUGAUCUGCAGGGCCAGGCCCUGAAAUAAAUACAUUUAGUAACAUAGUAGUUCGCCUUCAAUUAUGGCAACACAUGUAAAAUAAGCUUUAACGUUAUUUUGAGCAUAAAAACCAUUUAUGAGACAGCUCUUGUCAGAAUUCAUUUGUGAUUUCAUUUCAAAUAUUAAAUAUAACCGUAAGCUUAGUGAACAGUUUUAGAGAAUUUAAUGUUGUCGCAUUCAUUCAGAGAUGUAGGCUAGCUGUAAGCCCCGUACACACGGAAGAACUAUAACUAUAAAGAUAACGAUAUUAGCGUCCACCUCAGUGGACAAUAUCGUCUGUUUAUUCUAUUCACGCGCUGAUCUGACCCUUUACAGCUGUCAAUGUUUGUGUCUAUAAUCACCUAAAAAACUAAAAAAAAAAAUGGUCUGAAAGAGAUUCCAACGAUAUCGUUUCUCUGUGCCUUUAUCGUUAUAGUUGUUGUGUGAACUCUGCUAUUCUUUAAUAUUAAGAACGAUUUUUAGAACUAUAUCUUUCUCGUUAUCCUUAUAGUUAUCGUGCUUGUUGUGAACAGGGCUGAAAUAAAUGUCUGAGAAGUGUUUCAAAGAGGGCCGCCAAGUAGAAUUGCGCAAAGUCGAUGUGAACCGUUUCCAAUUCGAAUGAGAAUUCAAAUGCAAGUUAUGCAAACAUUGAAUACAUUUUGAUUUUUCGUGGAUUUAGAAUUGUUUCAAACUGGAUUAAUAAAUGUUGUGUAAACAUGUCUUGCCUGUGCAAGCAAAGUUAUCAGUGCGAACGUGUCACCUUUCCAUCGAUAUUUCUGUUUCGAUUAUUGCCUGCUCCUAUGUAAACAAAGUAAGCCUAACUAAAAACUGUUUUGC
This is a messenger RNA of Carassius auratus (goldfish), 2239 nucleotides long. RefSeq names its product GTPase IMAP family member 8-like. The transcript is spliced from 2 exons. Lineage: Eukaryota; Metazoa; Chordata; Actinopteri; Cypriniformes; Cyprinidae. The coding region runs from base 428 to 1027 and encodes 199 amino acids. Gene Ontology annotation, molecular function: GTP binding. The record is from RefSeq and is a predicted model, not a curated record.